Messenger RNA from Phytophthora sojae, 3255 nucleotides. RefSeq lists its product as hypothetical. The record is from RefSeq and is a predicted model, not a curated record. Bases 1 to 3255 code for a protein of 1084 amino acids. NCBI's taxonomy places the organism in Eukaryota, Oomycota, Peronosporomycetes, Peronosporales, Peronosporaceae. The transcript has 7 exons. Gene Ontology annotation, biological process: signal transduction.
AUGCACGGCGGCGGGUCGGUGACUCGCCUUGAGGGCGACGCAGGGGAGCCAGGAAGCCAGCCAGCCGCCACCGCUUGCGUGCACACGCUGCAGUACACGCCCAGCGCUCGGCUCAAGAUCUUCCUCUCGUACGGCCACGACCGGUUCCAAGCUCUCGCUUUCCAUCUGAAGGCACAACUGCAGCGGCGUGGACACGUCGUGUGGCUUGAUAUCGAGAAGCUGUCAGCUGGAAUCGACUGGGAGGAGGGCAUUGCUCGGGGUUUGUCGUGGGUCCGGGACGCGGGUCAAGAUGGCCGAGUGCUGCUGGUCAUGACGCCGCAUGCGCUGCGCCGACCCGACGGCUACUGCCUCAAUGAGGUCGCGCGCGCUGCGUCGUUGAGGCUCAAUAUUUUCCUCGUGAUGGUGGCGGAGAGCGCGCCGCCACCGAGUAUCGCCAUGCUCCCGUUCUUCGACAUGCGCGACUGUGUCCCAGGUGAAGCGGAGCAGGUGCACGCGAAGGACAGCCCCGAGUGGCGAGAUCUCAUGAAGGCUUGCCUGGAGACACCAAACUUUCUGGAGAAGGCCGAGCGGCUGUACACGAUGCUGGAAUUGGUACGGGGCUCCUCUUGCCGUCUUUUGACUUUGACGCUGGGUUCGUUUACGCUGAUUAUCUGUUUUGAUUCAAUGACGAGUUAUGGGGUUCCUGCGGUCGCUGGCCUGGCGAAUCUUAGUCUUUUCCCUGGUUUUGAUGGUGCUCAUCUUGACACACCACGCGGCAAUAGUGUGCGCCGGCUGCUGUCUCCUUCGCUCUCGCUUACCUCGGACGAAGAUGCAACUGUGUCUUCACGAAAAACUCGUUACGUGCUCAGCUAUGAUGACAGCUGCUUCGUUCUCGCACAGCAAAUUUACCGCGACCUUACUGACGCGGGUUUCUCUAUUUAUCCAGUGUCAUCACAUGACAAUUUGUCGGAGCUGACCAUGGUAUGUGAUGACAGUGCUGCCGUAUCUGCUGGCAAGAACAGUUCUCGUGAAGACGCACUUCAAUGGGCAUCGGUGGAAAGAGAUGGAAAAAUGAUUCUCCUGUUGACAGCGGAGAGCGUGGGGCGUCCGCAUGGCGUCAGCUUGAACGACGUGUCAGCAGCUAUGAGUGCGGGACUUGGGUUUGUGCCAUUGCUGGUGCGUCCGUGUGAAAUCCCGCUUUCCAUUUGCCGGAUUCAGUGGCUUGAUAUGACGGACUGCCUGCAUUACAGUGGUGGUGAUUCCAAAACUACUGCCAGUUUGAAUACUGUCCGGUAUGAAAGUCGCAAAGGUCAGCUCAUAUCGGCGCUGGAAGGAACGCUGGACCAUGAGGGUCAGCAAGCGCGGCUUUUUUCGCUGUUGGCCCCAUUCAACUUUCAGCGGCAAAUCAGCCAGCUUACAGAGCGCUUCAUCGGGCGAGAAUGGUUAUUCGAGCGAUUUCAGCAGUGGGUCCAGGGAUCAACGACGCUUUCGACUUCAACACAAACGGGAGAGCUGAUCAAUCGGCGUGUUUUCUGGCUAGUUGGUCAGAUUGGUUCGGGGAAAACUUCGGUGGCCGCUCAAAUGGUACAAACGUGUCCAGAAAUCGCAGCAUUCCACUUUGCUCGACAAGAAGAUGAGCAAACGCACAAUGCCCGUCGAUGUGUGCUCUCCCUUGCCUACCAGCUCACGACCCAGCUACCAGAGUACGCUCACUAUUUGCAGUCUCACGAACCUUUAGAAGAGAUGGUCCCCGUUGCUUCGUUUGUGGAGCUGGUCUCGCAGUUGCUAAUUGGUCCUCUCAAUGCAAUUGCACGGCCUACAACGUACAAGUCGCUGGUUUUAUUGAUCGACGGUAUCGAGUGGCUGAUCCCAAAUUCCUCGUCGUCAGCACCAUCGAUGCCAACUUUGAGUGGAGGCUCAAAAGAUGAAGAGUGUUUGGUGUCGAUGUUGCCAGCGCUUGCAUCGCGAUUACCGGAUUGGGUUCGAGUAGUGGUGCUGAGUCGAGAAGACCCUCCCGUGCUCUCCAAGUUGCAUGCAUUCGAGCCUGCCGAUGUGAUUAUUGAUCACUUUCAGCACGAGAAUGACCACGAUAUCCGCCGAUAUCUCAAUCUCUCUCUAUCGAAACUUCCUUUGAGCGAAGUGGAUUUCGCAAAAGCAUCAGAACAAGCUGUUGAUGUCCCAGCCAACAACCAUGAGUUUGGGUUGGAGCAAGUGGUUGAGUUGAUAGCACGCCGCUCUGAAGGACUUUUCCUGUAUGCUGUCAAUGUUGUGCAAGCUAUCACUGAAGGGCGUCUACGACUUCACGAACUGGCUGAACUACCGGUCGGAAUGGGUGCGUAUCUGCAGCAGUUCUUCGCGAGUCAUUUCUCCGAUCACGAUAUGUACAAGCAGCGUGUUCGGCCGGUGCUUGAGGUGCUUUGUGCUGCGUACGAACCCCUGCCACUUGCGACAUUAGCACGCGUUCUGGAAUGGGAUGUGUACGAACAACGUGACGCGAGUUCCGUGCUUGGGUCUCUCUUCUGCAUCGAAGCGGGGUACGAUGCAAAUUCGCAGCUAUUGCGACCAUUCCACUCGUCUGUGCUCGACUGGAUCCAGGACAGUAACAGCUCUGGGGAUUUUUUUGUCGAUGUGGCGUCCGGGCACGAACGAUUGGGUCGCUGGGCAGUACGCGAAUAUCAGGCGCUCACACGCAGCAAUGCCUUCGAGUUCGUCAACCUCAACUACGAGUUAGAAACGACAGGGGACGAGAAACUCAAGGCCAAGAUUUACAUCGUGCGCAAUGCCUGCAACCAUUUGAUGCAAGCCCACGGGGAGGAUUGCAUGCAGCGUGUGGCGGCGUUUGCAGCCGAUGAAAAGUUCCAGCUAGCACGUCGACUUCUUCACGUGCGUGCCGAGGGUCUGCAGAGCUUUUUCCACGGCGACAUUUCACGCGAGCGAGCGCAGGAGCUAUUGGCACGACGUCAGCCCCACCGUGUCGGCAGCUUUCUCAUACGCUACACGUCGCGACAGAGGACGUAUUGCGCGUCUUUCGUAGCUGCACUGGACGAAGCCACUGGAGCCCCCAAGUUUCGCCACAACCUCAUUCAUCACCUUGACAACGGCUCCUAUUCAACUGUCCCACCGGCGGAGGUGACGGAGAAGACGAUCCUGUACCCCGACCUCAUCAGCUUCGUGGAGCAGUAUCAGCGCAAGGGCGUCCUAACAGCUCCAGUCGCGCGAGAUGCCCCACUAAACCGUGAAAUCUCUAGCAACGCGGACGAGAAGCCAGGACAGUGA